Colletotrichum abscissum is the source of this 744-nucleotide messenger RNA. RefSeq lists its product as uncharacterized. The coding region runs from base 1 to 744 and encodes 247 amino acids. The transcript is spliced from 2 exons. The record is from RefSeq and is a predicted model, not a curated record. NCBI's taxonomy places the organism in Eukaryota, Fungi, Ascomycota, Sordariomycetes, Glomerellales, Glomerellaceae.
AUGUCCGCUCAAUCGUUGCAUGCAGUUUUCCCAGCUCGGAAGGGCCCUAUCAACCUGCCCUACGAGAUUUUCCUCCUCAUCGUAGAGGCAAUGAUUUCGGAGGCCUACGAGCGGGCUAGACAUGAAAAGGUAAUCUACACAAUUGAUUUCACGGACGGACAGCAUCAAAGUGUCUCGCAGUCCAGUUUUUCUGUUGUAUUGUGGGGCCGUAAAAGCUUCAAGAUACAGAUGCAGCGAUGGAAACAAAUCCGCGACCUUCUACGAAUUGACGGAACCAGCAGACGCUUGGUAAAAGGAGCCUUCGUUACCAACGACAUGAUUUGGCCGCAAACUCUUACUCCUGAAACGCUGCUGUGUUUUCCCAACUUGCGAGAAAUUUGGAUCCAUGUCGAACAAAACUUCACAGGGAUCGAUCCGAGAGUCUCUUUCCAUGACUCUCACGAUGACGACAUGCCACUCGACACCCAAAUUCUCCCCGAACUGGGUCUGGAUGCAUCGGGUCACGACCUGAAGACUUUGAAGACGCAGUUGCGCGUUGCAGAAAAACGAGGGAUUGAUGUUUACGUAACAACAAGCACAGCAUGGACACAGAGUUCCCGCGCCAAGACAUUACGAUUAUCCUUGAAGGAUGGAGCUGUUCGAAUGCGGUUCCUUGACCCGCAUUGCGAUUGUUACCUUGAGCUUUCUGAGGAUCUCAGAGCUCUUGGCCUUACUCUACAGCAAGCGAUGCAGCAGCAGGAUUAG